Messenger RNA from Ipomoea nil (Japanese morning glory), 736 nucleotides. RefSeq lists its product as uncharacterized. The transcript is spliced from 2 exons. Lineage: Eukaryota; Viridiplantae; Streptophyta; Magnoliopsida; Solanales; Convolvulaceae. Bases 170 to 472 code for a protein of 100 amino acids. The record is from RefSeq and is a predicted model, not a curated record.
UAUGACCCAUUACCCACUUUCCACUCCGCCAGCGCCACCCACCAUUUCCGGUUUGGUUGGCGAGCAGUACCGAACCUCCUUCCCUAUAUAUUAAACAAUUCUUUAUCCUUACAAAGAGCAUUCAUUGCUUUCCUAUUUCAAAUUCAUUUAAUUUUCGCUGAACGUACAAAUGGGAAACUGCGUGAGAAAGGAAUCGUCGACGGAAUGGGGCGGCGAAGACUGGGGUUCGCUGUCGCCGCAUUUCGGAGAAGAUAAUAAGGAGCGGUUUGGCAAGCCAGGCGGGAGGGAAAUAAAAGUGAAAAUCAGCAAGAAGCAGUUGGCAGAGCUGGUGGGGAAGGCCGAUGUUGGAGGCUUGUCUAUUCAUCAGCUUCUCGCAGAGUUGAUGAUGAACGGCGGCGCAGAUCUGUACCAGUCGCGUCAUCAUCACCGCUCAUGGCGGCCGGCGUUGCAGAGUAUACCGGAGUUCAGCUGAAUUUCGUUAGUUCUUCAAAUUAAGAGCUUCCGAUCGAUUCUCUGCAGCAACCAUGUAAAAACUUCUUGUGUAAAUAGGUUAUUUUUUUAAAUUAAUUUUGGAGUAGAAAUAGUAUGAGCGAGCUUUCAGGAUUGAAGCAAAUUAAAUGAAAUUCAUAAUUCUGUGGCUGGAAAUUUAUUAGCUAAGUAUUUAGAAAAAAAUAAUAAAAUUGUAUCAGUAAAAAUGUAAAAUAUUAUUUUGUGGGGGUAUCGAUUUGACUGAGUA